GGGAGAGAAAAAAGGAGAAAAGAAAAAGGAGGACACGUAGGGCAAAAGGAAGCAGACAGAUGUUGUGAGUGUGACGUAAGGCAACUGAGUUUACGUGAAACCAAUGUCGGUAAGAGAGAAUUCAAAAACAAAUCUUCACGUCUCUCUCUAAACCCAACUCUCAUAUAUGUCUUCUUCCACUAACUACUUCCUCAACCUCUCCCUUAUAAAUAAACCUCUUGACUUCACUCUUCAUCUUUAAGAUCACAUCAAUCACAACUAACACUUUUACAUGAAGAGACAGAGAAAAGAUAUGGAGGAAGAAGGGACUGCUGAUGAUCACUCAUUGGCUGCUGCAGCGAUGGCGGUUGCUGUUGCCGCCGCAGCAGCAACAGCAGCGGAAGAGGAGGAGCAAUGUUGGGGCGGCGGAGUAGUGGAGGAGAUAACGUGGAGCUCUGUGUGGUUGCCUUUUUGGGACGUUGAGUUUGUAGGAAGAAACUAUGGUGUCUUGUUCAAUGAUGUUGUUUGGGACGAUGAUAUUUGGAACAUCCACAAUUUAACUCAUUCCUCAUAGUCAUAGUCCUUAACCUUUGUUUCCUUAUGAAAAAAUAAUCGGAUCAUAGUUCCCUUUCUAGAUAAUUUUCCUCUUUCAUCCAAUGGGUUAAUUUUAAAAUCACUUGUCUAGAUUUUUAUGAGAUAGUCCGUUUAUAAACUAUGUUCAUAUUUUAAUAAUACUGUUAAAUGCAUAUAUUUUAUAGACGCCGUGCCUCGGCUUGUCUCAAGACUCGAGAGUGAUUCACACCAGUUUCCAAUUGGUGGCCAUACCUACACAUUACCGGCUCAAUUAAUAUUAGGGAUUAUAUAUGUACUUUAAUCGUUUGACAAAAUAGAAUAAAAAAUAUAUGUACUUUAAUCUAAAAUGGUUCAUACCAUAAAAUUUUGGAGCUUAUUUCCACUAUACAAAACCAUCUUUACUUCGGGUUUAAACUCACUUAAACCUUUUUAAGCCAUUUAAUUUUAGUAAAAAGCA
Molecule: messenger RNA, 1009 nt
Organism: Arabidopsis thaliana (thale cress)
Lineage: Eukaryota; Viridiplantae; Streptophyta; Magnoliopsida; Brassicales; Brassicaceae
Exons: 1
Coding region: 272-553 (93 amino acids)
Source: RefSeq, marked reviewed